This is a messenger RNA of Coniophora puteana RWD-64-598 SS2, 2452 nucleotides long. RefSeq lists its product as uncharacterized. The record is from RefSeq and is a predicted model, not a curated record. The coding region runs from base 513 to 2138 and encodes 541 amino acids. The transcript has 3 exons. Lineage: Eukaryota; Fungi; Basidiomycota; Agaricomycetes; Boletales; Coniophoraceae.
CUUGUUAUGCACCCUAAUCCAAGAACACAUUUCUCAUGCUCUCAUGGUAUAGCCCGACAACAGCUACCAUCUCCAAGCUAUACGCUUGUUUGGCGUCUCAGUCCGGCUUGACAGCGUUUAUGAUAGUUGGGUUUAGCUUCCUGCCUAAUCUAGGUCCGAGGGUCUUAUGUCUGACUAAAGACUUUGUGCAUCGCCUUGGAGCAUGCCUUGAGGCUCAUGAGUGUUUUGAGGCUCUGAACGGAAGUAUAUGUCACGCAUAUGCCUCAUUGUUGACACGUGUUGCCCUUAAUUUUCCUCAUGCCCUCCACGAGCCGGCUCGGGCUGUCAUUGAAUUCCCCUAAUUUCCCUUGGAUAGCCUCGGAGACCUCGAUAAGCCUCCGAUUUGAACGAUCACACCUGGCAUACACGAGGCACCCACAAACAAGGUAGAAAUAUGUGACCUCCCUUACCUGGAUAGAUUCCCAGCUCUCCCGGUUCUCUGACUUCGACGCUCACCAAGGCCCACCUCAACUAUGACUACCCUCUCUACUCUCUCUGUCGAUUCCCUUCCCCGCCAUGGGUCACAGAAGUCGCCUUCACCACUAACGCCUCUCCCGCAGCACGGCUUCGGUGCCGAGUGCUGCUUCGAUGGUCUUAUCGAGCGAAACCCUUUCCUCUUCCGCGUAUAUACUCCCAAAUCCCAUGCUCGCCCCGAGUCAGAGCCGUUUUUUGUUGGACAGAAGUACAACUCUUCUUACUCCGACGCUCCAGAGACCUUGGAGUCCCCGUCAGGGGCAUCGGUCGCUGAACUCAGCACAUAUCGAGACGUCGUUCAACAUAUGGACUGGACACAGAGGCACAUGUCGCCGUACAUCUCGUCAUCGUUCAGCUUCACCUGGGCUAUCUGGGAGGCCGCCCGCAGAUAUCGUCAUGGUGUCAAGCAUGACAUUCACAUCGCCGUCAUUGAUGCUCGGGCUCUAGAAGGGCGGGCAGCGACCGCUCUCGAAUUGUUACGUAAAAGCGAUCCCAGCGAUCGCCAUGCAGACCACUGGAAGUGGUAUAGAUUUGCUCAGGAGUCGCAAGACGUGCUUGUGUAUGGUUCAGUUCCUCGAUCUGCCGUUAUCGCCACUGUGCCCCUCCUCUCGCUCGUUGAGAAGCUCCCCUCCUACUUCCGCUCCGACAAGGAACACAACUCGCUUUUCCCAUUCGACUCCCUCUCGUGGAACACCAUGGAUCGCAAGGCUAGCUUCCGCCAAUUCUGUCAAGACAUGUCCAACCAGUUCCUUAGUCUGUCGCAGGAGGUUCGCAUGCGCGAGGCAACGAGCGGCUCGUUGAAACUCGCGAUGGCGUUCCUUCGCCCGUGGUUCCACCACACCAUCGCCGAAGACUUCCACAAGGCUACCUCGACCGUCGCGCGGCUGGCACUCAUCGUUGCCCAGUGGCCCGCCCAGUGGUGGUCUCGUGAACACUCGCAGAUACGGGACGUUCUACGCCAGAUGAUCGAGGCCAUCGCCGAAGAGAUCCGCCAGAAGCACCAGACCGACUCGGUCAAGGAGGUCGCGCGCCUCCAGGGCAUCGUCUCGGAGCUCGAGCGUCUCCUGGAGGACUACGAGUCCACUGAGGGCGAGCUUUCGGACUCGUCGACUGAAGUCGACGUUGAGGAGCUUGACUCGCUCAGCGAGAUGGGCAAGUGCAUCGACUUCUCGCUCGCCAAGCACGAGUCACAUAUCCUGUCGCCAAUCAUCGAGGAGAUGGAUUCAGACGAGGAGGAUGUAGACCUUUCCGCUUCUGACAUGACGCUCGUCGCCGAGCCCAUGUUCAUCCCUACUCUCAAGGUAGAGAAACCCACCGAAGAGGACAACAAGCAAGGCUGCGAGGUGGAGGUGCAAACCGAACCUUUCGAGCCCAAGCAGACGGAAUCCAAGGCCGUUUCCCCCGUCACCGCCCAGCCCUCCGAAGCGUUGUCGAUUGCUCUUGUCAAGCACGAACAGAAGCAAGAGCCCGAGGUUCAAGAAAUCCACUUGCACCACUACCACCGAUGCCGCUCGGCCUCGCUAGUCGAGACCGCGGGGUGCAUUAUCACAAGCCUCGUCGUUGGCGCCUUCAUUACACUCGCUGUGGUCAACUCCCAGCGGCGCACGCUCAUCUACGUCACCUAGAGUGGUGGCGUAGACGGGUGUUGUUUUCGUAUUCUUUGUAUUUCUGGUGUUGUAUUUCUCAAAAGACUAUCCUUGUUGUAGGAAAUCAAAGGUUGUAUUUCUAGAGCUUGUUUUACUAGAGGGUUUCCUUUCUCUCGUCGGACGGUAUCUAUUUGGUAUUUAAAGUUAUGUUGUAUCUCCACUCCUCACACCGCAGGCGCAGCGCGCACGCGGCAAAGUCCCCACCACUCUAUGCCCUGUAGAUAUAUGUUUACCUAGUCGUAUGCCCCACACCACCUCUAUGCAGUUGUUCUUUUGGAGCCCGCGUGCUCAAC